UUCUCCCCCUCUGUUCUUCUUCAGCUGGGUUUCUGUUCGACAUCCCCAGGAUCUUCGGAGACGAUGCCACGGGUUACGGGCCGGUGUUCGAGGAGCAGCCCCAGGACCUGAUCUACCCCGAGGAGUCGGCCGACACCAAAAUCUCCAUGAACUGCAGGGCGCGAGCAAACCCACCAGCCAAAUACACGUGGAGGCUCAAUAACUGGGAGCUGAAGCUCCUGGAGCAGCCGGACGAGCACUACAGCCUGGUGGGCGGGAACCUGGUGAUCACCAACCCCAUAAAGGGCAGGCACGGGGGGAGAUACGUGUGCGUGGCCUCCAACGUGUACGGGAUGGUGUACAGCAAGGAGGCCAUCGUCCGGUUCGGCUACCUGGAGGACUUCUCCGUGGAAGAGCGCGAGGCCGUGCCCGCGAAGGAAGGACAGGGGGUGGUCCUUCUGUGUGCCCCUCCCCCGCAUUACCCAGAUGAUCUGACUUUCCGCUGGAUACUGAACGAGCUUCCCUACUUCAUCCUGCCGGAUAAGCGGCGCUUUGUGUCCCAGAGGACGGGGAACCUCUACAUCUCCAAAGUGGAGCUGUCGGACAGCGGCAACUACUCCUGCUUUGUGUCCAGCCCCUCCAUCGCCAAGAGCGUCUACAGCCAGUUCAUCCCCCUGGUCCCCAGUCCAGAAAGUCCAGCUCGGAAGUACCCCGCUGACAUAAGGCUGAAGCUACCAGACACUACCGCUCUGCUGGGGCAGAACAUCACCUUGGAAUGCUUCGCACUGGGAAACCCCAUCCCGGAGAUCCGCUGGCGGAAGGUGGACGCCGAGCUCCCGGCCAGCCACGAGAUCGGCAUGUCGGGCUCGCUGCUGCACCUCUACAACGUGCAGUACGAGGACGAGGGCAGCUACGAGUGCGAGGCGCUCAACACCAAGGGCAAGGACUGGCACCGGAUCUGGCUCUACGUGGAAGCCGCUCCGGAGUGGGCGUCGCACAUCAACAACACGGAGAAGGACAUCGGCAGCGAGCUGACCCUGUCCUGCCAGGCCAACGCCAAGCCGUGGGUCUACAUCCGCUGGCUGAAGGACGGGUAUUCGUACGGGAAGGGCGAACUGAAGUUCAGCAGCCUCACGUUCGCGGACUCUGGUAUGUACCAGUGCAUCGCCGAGAACAGAUACGGAAUCAUCUACGCCAACGCUGAGCUGCGCGUCAUUGCCUGUGCCCCCACGUUUGAGAAGAACCCCGUGAGGAAGACUCUUCUUGGGGCGAGGAAGGGGCGCGUGGUGAUCGAGUGCAAGCCGAGGGCCGCCCCCAAACCAAAAAUCAUCUGGAGCAAAGGGACAGAGCAGCUUCGCAACUCCUCACGCCUGCGCGUCUGGGACGACGGGAGCCUGGAGAUCCUGAACGCCACGCGGCAGGACGAGGGCACGUACACCUGCUUCGCCGAGAACGACCGCGGGAAGGCCAACAGCAGCGGCGUGCUCACCAUCGUCGAGGCGACCAAGAUCACGACGGCGCCGGACUACACCGAGGUGACGGUCGGGAAGACCGCGCGAAUGGCGUGCGCCGCAUCGCACGACCCGUCCCUCGACGUCACCUUCGUCUGGUCCGUGGACACGCACGUCAUCGACUUCGACCGGGAGACCGAGCACUACGAGCGCGUCACGGCGUACCAAUCGAGCGGAGAGCUGAGGAUCAGGAACACGCAGCUCAAGCACGCCGGCCACUACACCUGCACCGCCCAGACCAUCGUGGACAACGCCACCGCCUCCGCCGACCUCAUCGUCAGGGGCCCCCCGGGGCCCCCGGGCGGGCUGCGGGUGGAGGACUACAAAGCCCAGACGGCCCGGCUGGUGUGGAGCCGAGGCGCCGACCACCACAGCCCCAUCCUGCGCUACACCAUCCAGGCCCGGGACUCCCUCUCCCUGGACUGGGAGGUGUGGAGGAACAUCACCACCGCCCCUCCCAUCCUGGAAGGCAUGGCGGAGAUGGCCAACCUGGUCGACCUGACGCCCUGGACGGAAUACGAGUUCCGCGUCAUAGCGACGAACGCCCUGGGGAUGGGGGAGCCCAGCGUCCCCGCCCCCAAAAUCCGAACGUGGGAAGCAGUUCCUACAGUGCCUCCGACUGACGUCGGGGGAGGAGGGGGGAUGAGCAAAGAGCUAACGAUCACCUGGACGCCCGUGCCACGGGAGUUCUACUUCGGCCGGAACUUCGGCUACGUGGUGGCCUUCAAGCGGCACGACUACCUGGACUGGAAGUGGGCGACGGUGGCCGACCCGGAGGCCCGGCGGUACGUGUACAAGGACGCCUCCAUCGUGCAGGUCACCGAGUACCAGGUGAAGGUCAGGCCCUACAACAGCCAGGGGGAGGGGCCCUACAGCCUCACCGCCGUCAUCUACACCGCCCUGGACGUGCCCACGGAGGCCCCCGCGGACGUCGGGGCCAGCGCCCUCACCUCCACCGAUGCCCUGGUGUGGUGGCUGCCAGUCUUCCAACAGCCCGUGGACGGGUACCAGAUCAGGUACUGGAGGAAGUACUACGACAAUGAGGCGGCCGCCAACCGGCUCUUCCUGAACCGGACCAUGGAGAACCAGACGCGGCUGUCGGAGAUCCUGCCGUACUGGCACUACCGGGUGGAGUGGCGCUACUACAACGAGGCCUGGAUCGGCACCCGGCUGGAGAACAUGCUGCCGGACUCGCACUACAUGGUGGAGGUGCGGGCCUACAACGACGCCGGCUUCGGCCCCCCGGGGGAGAUCUGCGAGAUGUUCACCAAGAAGCCACCUCCUGACCGCCCCCCAAGAUUAGUCAGGUACUACGACCUCUUUCGCACCUAUUUAUAUAUAACGUGGACCCACGUGGAACCCAUGUACAACGAGUCCAGGAUCGAGGGCUACAAGGUUAUGAUCAAGAAGGAGGGGCACUUCAGAGGCAAACUCAUGCUGACGGGCAGGCAUUACAUGUUCAUGGCCGUUCCCUCUGAGGGGGACCUCUUGGUGGAGGUCCGGGCGCGCAGCGAGGGCGGAGACGGGCCCAUAUCCCGAAUACGAAUUUCAGCUGGGGCGGUGCUCAGUGCUCGGUCUCUGGGCGUGGUCCCCCUGCUGCUGGUGGGCCUGUGCUCACUCUCUCUCUAAACGCCCCCCCCACCCCCACCCCACCCCACCCCACCCUCGGCUGCGCAGGACUGCGCAGACUGCACCUGCAAAAGACACUGCCUCUCCCCACAGUCCCGGGACCACGGCCGUGCACAAGAGUCAUCUGGGAAACAUUCGGGAAGGGCGCAAGAAGGCAGGGAAAACCCCUAUCGUAGUUCACACAGAAUCAAUAUGGAGGAGCGUCGGAGGAGUCCUUUUAACUCGUUCAGUAUGCCUUAUUUACGCACUUACACUGAUCUUUUGCACAGUUUGCAUGACUCGGUCCAAAGGGGCAAGUUUCUGCCCAGUAAGCUCCUGCACAGAGCACUGUAUUCCAAACAACGUUGCCAGAUGCCUGAGUUAAUUCCCCCUAAAAAAAAACUCCUCAAAAUCCCCCAUCUUCAGUUGACUGAAAUUUUUUCGCAAUUUUACCCCCUAUACGUCCUUUUAAAAUCCCCCAUCUGUCAUUGCCUCCCAUACAUUUUACUGUAAAGAUUUAUCCAAUCAAUUUUUUAUAUCCUUUACAAUAAGGAUAAAAAUCCCCCAGUCUGGCAACCAACCCUUCACGUCAUAGAUAAACCGAUUAUGUAAUAAAUUAUACGAAUUAGGAAGUCGGCAGUUGUGAAAGAUAAGUGUAAGAGUAACUUAAUUCGUCUUUCACUGUACAUAGUUCGCUACCAUGGUCAAUUGCUUUCCCCCUUUCAUUGAAAUAAGAUGAAGCACUUUGUCACAGUCAAAACAAACUACAGUUUAAUGCUCUGGAUAUAUAUAUAUAUAUAUAUAUAUAUAUAUGUAUAUUGUUCCACAGUAUAUCAUGUACAAUCGUCAUACCAGAUAUGAUAACGUGAAACGUCUCAUUUCGUGUUGCUUAUAGAAGCUCAUGAGUCGUGUCUGUCCAGUGUUCGAAGUGGGACCAACAGCCAUAUUGAGAUGUUUUGCUUCAGGACUGUACGGUGCUACCCUUCUCGCCCCAGCUCUCUUCACAUCUCCCAAAUUCAAUAGUGUGGCAGUUGUUCUUUCACAACGUUGCCACCGGCGACGUUCCAAGAACACUACACGUUGGCCGGGAGCACUGAACCCGAAGCAGGUGCAGGGUUAAUUGGGAAUUACCAGUUUGUAAUCAGAAAAAAAAAAUGUUUUGACUAUUAUUUUUAACUGUAGCUUUUGUCCUCUGUCACAUGCUUGUUCUGUCUGUGGAGAACGAUGUCAGUUUGAUUUUAGCCACCGUAUACCUGUAUGUUCUAGUUCCGAGCGUGAUUGACUGUGUGCAUUAACCUUAGACCAGGUGGGUCAAUUGCAGUGUGCUUAGCUGGAAUUUUAACCUCAGGUUUAAACCCCUAGAUCACAGACCUGCAGUACAACUGGAAGGGCUAUCUAAAUCUGUAAAAUCAGGACUAGCUGUUCCAGUUGUAAUGUAGUUCUGUGGUAUAGUGGUUUAAACAUGAGGCCUAGACUCCGGCUAAGCACACUGCAAGUGAUUCGGUGUGUCCAAUCUUAACCAAACAGAGCCAGUGUGGGUCGAGGAUUUCGUUUUAUCCCGGCACUAAGACCUGAUUCUAGAUCACGAUUUGUCAAUUAGUUGAAUCAGGUUUCAUAGUGCUGGGCUUAAACAAAAACCUGCACACACACUUGCCACCAGAUAGAAGCAUUGAAGUUAGCAGAAAUCAUUGUUCAGCUUUAAAAAAAAUCUUUAUUGCAAUAUCAUUUUUGUAGAAUGUUUUUUUCCUGUUUGUUUUUACAUUUUUUACAUGAUACACGAGAAGAUAGUUUCAUGCAUCACCAAAUGUUCUUUUAUAUUUUAUUUGCUAUUGACUGUAUAAGAGAUUUACCAUUUCAGUGGCUGUAGACCUAUAUGACCAUAAAUUUCAAAAACAGCCUUCAUGUUGCACUGCAAAUCCAAAAAACGAUAGCAUUGCUACUGCGUUGUGAAUGUGAUAUCAAGAGUAUCAGCAUCUUCAGUUUUUACUGCAUAGGCUACGUAGCUAUCUGCUCACCUAAAAAUAGCUUUGCCAAAUGCAUGAAUGCCAGAUCUGCGCUACACAGAGGACGCUAUACAUUUUAUUGCACAUGACGAGAGAAACGCAUUUACCGAUGGGAAUUCUCGCGUUCUGAUCCAAUUCGCGGCCAGUUCCGAACCGCGUUCGCGGCGUAGGUCCUGGAUUCCACGCGCCCUCUCUGUCGCGGGCAAUGUCCAUGAGCCUCGCCUCUGUGCUGUCCGCUCAAAUAAAGCCAGUCUUCUCAAUUAAAGUUUAUAUGGACAAAACCAAA
Molecule: messenger RNA, 5387 nt
Organism: Anguilla rostrata (American eel)
Lineage: Eukaryota; Metazoa; Chordata; Actinopteri; Anguilliformes; Anguillidae
Gene: cntn1b
Product: contactin 1b
Exons: 22
Coding region: 147-3119 (990 amino acids)
Biological process (GO): brain development; cell-cell adhesion; axon guidance
Cellular component (GO): axon; plasma membrane
Molecular function (GO): cell-cell adhesion mediator activity
Source: RefSeq, a predicted model, not a curated record